GUCCAGGGCUCGAGCCUCCGCUCUCUCUACAAGCGCGCUGCCGGCCGGGUGACCUUCACCACGGACCCCGUGAGGGACCUGCUCAUCUGGGCUGUGGUCCAGAACCGCAGGGAGCUGGCAGAGAUCAUCUGGGCCCAGAGCCAGGACUGCAUGGCAGCCGCGCUGGCCUGCAGCAAGAUCCUGAAGGAGCUCGCCAAGGAGGAGGAAGACACUGACACCACUGAGGACAUGCUGGCCCUGGCUGAGCAGUAUGAGCAGAAGGCAAUUGGUGUGUUCACAGACUGCUACCGCAAGGAUGAAGAGAGAGCCCAGAAGCUUCUCACCCGUGUCUCUGAGGCCUGGGGGAAGACAACCUGUCUGCAGUUGGCACUGGAUGCCAAGAACAUGAAUUUUGUGUCCCAUGGGGGUGUCCAGGCCUUCCUCACCAAAGUCUGGUGGGGGAAGAUGUGUGUGGACAACGGGCUUUGGAGGGUGAUCGUGUGCAUGCUGUUCUUCCCACUCCUCUACACCAGCCUCAUUGCCUUCAGGGAGAAGAGGCUGCAGCCCAUGGGCUGCCUGACACGCCUCCGAGCCUUCUUCACAGCACCUGUGGUCAUCUUCCACAUGAACAUCCUCUCUUACUUCACCUUCCUCUUGCUCUUUGCCUACGUCCUGAUGGUUGACUUCCAGCCGUCGCCGUCCUGGAGGGAGUAUCUCAUCUACUUCUGGCUCUUCUCCCUGGUGUGCGAGGAGAUCCGGCAGCUGCUGCACGAUCCAGAUGGCUUUGGGGUUGUGAAGAUGGCUUCCCUGUACCUGAAAGACUUCUGGAACAAGUUGGAUAUCUGUGCCAUCCUAGUCUUCAUCACAGGGCUGACCUGCAGGCUGAUACCAUCAACCUUCUAUCCCGGGCGCAUCAUAUUGUCACUGGCUUUCAUCAUUUUCUGCCUGCGUCUGAUGCACAUUUUCACAGUCAGUAGGACCCUGGGGCCCAAGAUCAUCAUUGUGAAGCGCAUGAUGAAGGAUGUCUUCUUCUUCCUCUUUCUGCUGGCAGUGUGGGUGGUGUCCUUUGGGGUUGCCAAGCAGGCCAUCCUGAUCCACAACGAGGAACGUGUGGACUGGCUUUUCCGUGGGGUUGUCUACCACUCCUACCUGACCCUCUUUGGGCAGAUUCCCUCCUACAUUGAUGGGGUGAACUUCAACAUUGACCAGUGCAGCCCCAAUGGGACCGACCCCUACAAGCCCAAGUGCCCAAGGACAAAUGAGGAAAACAAGAAACCCAUCUUCCCAGAGUGGCUGACAGUCAUCUUACUGUGCCUGUACCUGCUUUUCACCAACAUUCUUCUCCUCAACCUCCUCAUCGCCAUGUUUAACUACACCUUCCAGCAGGUGCAGGAGCACACGGACCAGAUCUGGAAGUUCCAGAGGCACGACCUGAUCGAGGAGUACCACGGGCGCCCGCCCGCCCCGCCGCCCCUCAUCCUGCUCAACCACCUGCAGAGCCUGCUGCGGAGAGGGGUGCUGCGGCGGCCAGCCAGGCACCACGGGCAGCUCAAGGAGAAGCUGGAGAAGAACGAGGAAGCUGCCCUCCUCUCCUGGGAGAUGUACCUGAAGGAGAACUACCUGCAGCACCAGCAGUGCCAGGAGAAGCAGAACACGGAGAAGAAGAUCCGAGACAUCGCCCAGAGGGUUGAUGUGCUGGCAGAGCUGCUGGACUUGGACUGGAUGAAGAGGACAGGGCUGGUGGAGCAGAGACUAGUCUCUCUGGAAGACCAGGUGAACCAGAGUGCCCAGGCCCUGAGGUGGAUAAUGCAGGCGCUGCAGGACAACGGCUUCGGCUCGGGCGAGGACAUGCCACCCUUAGGCUCCAGCAAAGCCUCAGAGAUGAAAGUGGUUGACUUGGAAGGGAAGAUGGAGGAGAGCCAGCCCUCGUACCACGUUCUUGCCCGAAACCUCCUGUACCCAGGGUCUCACACUGUCCGCUUCCCUGUGCCAGAUGAGAAGGUGCCCUGGGAG
Merops nubicus (carmine bee-eater) is the source of this 1992-nucleotide messenger RNA. RefSeq names its product transient receptor potential cation channel subfamily M member 2-like. The record is from RefSeq and is a predicted model, not a curated record. The transcript is spliced from 14 exons. NCBI's taxonomy places the organism in Eukaryota, Metazoa, Chordata, Aves, Coraciiformes, Meropidae. The annotation marks the transcript as partial. Gene Ontology annotation, molecular function: ligand-gated calcium channel activity. Gene Ontology annotation, cellular component: membrane. Gene Ontology annotation, biological process: calcium ion transmembrane transport.